Molecule: messenger RNA, 1194 nt
Organism: Paramecium primaurelia
Lineage: Eukaryota; Ciliophora; Oligohymenophorea; Peniculida; Parameciidae
Source: the annotation of a GenBank genome assembly
AUGAAAUUCAUUAUUGUUGUUUUAUUCGCACUUGCAGCAACAACCUAUGCAUCAAAAACAUAGGAUCAAAUCCUUGCUUUAUUAUAAGUAAAUAUAUUGCUAUAUAUUAUAGACUGGAACAAAAGCAAGUGAUGCUAUUGAUACAGUUUUUGGUUUACUCAAUGAUUUAAAGCAAUCAAAUAUUGAUGCUCAAUUUGCUGCAGAUUAAAAGAAUGAAACAGAUGAAUGGGUUGGUGCAUAGUAAAUAAUUAUAAUAAUCCACUUAGAACUAUUGAACAAUUCACAAAAAUUAAAAGUCUGAACUAAAAACUUUUUAAUUAAGCCAUAGAGAAUAGAGCCAAUUAUGAAGAAGUUCUUAAAUAAACAAAGAAUUAUUUAGCUUGGAAUGAAGCUAGAAGAGAUGAAAUUGCAAGAAAAAUUGAAGCUCUCUCAGAUAAUUAAUGUUUUAGCAAUUAACUUUUUGUCAAAUCCAUUAAACACAAUUAAGAAGCUCUUGAAGUCAUCAGACUUUUAAAAUAAGAUGUUGCUGGUUAUAUUAUUAAUGGAGACUCAUUUGAAUUUACUUAAGUUAAAGCCUAAUCUGUUGCUGAAAAAUUGAAAUAAUAUAGUAAUCUUUUCUAAGACCAUUAAAUUAAAUCCUUUUUAGCUUUAGCUAAUGGACAAGAAGUAUAUAUUAUAAUUAAUCAUCUUUUUAGGAAGGAGCAUCAAAUACUUAAGGAUCAACUUUAGCUGAAAAAGUAUUGAGUGUUCUAGAAGGAUUAGAAUCUGAAUUAGAUGCUUCAUUAGAAAACUUGAAAGUAAAUGAAAUCAAUGCAUCAUGGGAAUUAGCUGGAUGGGUUUCAUUAUCUGAAGCUGAAAUUUCUUCUUUAGAAGUUGAAUAUGAAAGAAAAUAAGUCUUUGCUGACAGAACUGCUACUGUAAAAUUUUAAUCCAAAAUUAGUAAAUCUAAGCUGCUUUUGCUUAAUAAGCUAAAUCAAAGAUUAUCUUAUAAGAAUCUCAAGAUGCUUUAGACUAAGCUUAAGCUGAUUUAGAAGCCAAAAGAGCUGAUUAUGCUGAAGCCAAAGCUAAAAGAUAAGAAGAGAAUGCCAUUCUUGAUGAAGUAAUCAUUAUGUUCAAAAAAUAAGUUGCUUCUUGGUCUGGAAGAUGAAAUUGAUAUAUUUUAUCAUAUAUUACAAUCAAUUAUCAAGAAUUUUA